Toxorhynchites rutilus septentrionalis is the source of this 2452-nucleotide messenger RNA. It is a transcript of the gene Mys45A, whose product is annotated as protein SDA1 homolog. NCBI's taxonomy places the organism in Eukaryota, Metazoa, Arthropoda, Insecta, Diptera, Culicidae. Gene Ontology annotation, cellular component: nucleolus. The record is from RefSeq and is a predicted model, not a curated record. The transcript is spliced from 3 exons. Gene Ontology annotation, biological process: ribosomal large subunit biogenesis; ribosomal large subunit export from nucleus. Bases 88 to 2328 code for a protein of 746 amino acids.
AUCAAAAUGUCAUAAUGAACCAGCGUGUUUUUGGGUUCUCGUGUGCUUCAUCGAAUUCGUACUUCAUUUCAUAAAUAAAACUGGAAAAUGGUGAGACACAAUAAUCAAUUGCCGGAUAAUCUCCCGCAAUUGCAGAAUUUGAUCAAAAGGGAUCCUGAGUCGUACCGGGAAGAAUUCCUUCAACAAUACCAACACUUCCUGAGCGUGUUGGAUGUAUUUCGUUUAGAGCCGGACAAGGAAAGCAAAGGCUUAUGUGAAUCAAUGAUGUUUUUAGCUCAGGUUGCGCAGUGCUAUGUUGAAGAACUAAAAACAUUUCCACAAACUAUUGUGGAUUUAUUGAAAACGCAUUCAACAACACUUGAUCCGGGAAUGAGAAACACGUUCUGCAGAGCAUUAAUUUUGCUGCGUAAUAAAAACUUAAUAUCUCCAUUGGAUCUACUAGAACUGUUUUUUGAGUUACUUCGUUGCCCAGAUAAAGCGCUCCGGACAUUUCUUGAGGGUCACAUAAUUACAGAUAUCAAAAACAUGAAUGCCAAACAUAAGGAUAUGAAAUUGAAUUCAACAUUACAAAAUUUCAUGUACACAAUGCUGAAGGAUGCCAACCCAAAGGCAGCAAAAAUGUCUAUAGACAUUAUGAUUGAACUGUACAAGAAACGAAUAUGGGAUGAUACCAAGACCGUAAAUGUCAUCGCAUCGGUCGGCUGUUUUUCGAAAGUUACCAAAGUGAUGGUUGCAGCACUGAAGUUCUUUUUGGGAACAGACGAGGAGAACGAGAAAGAAUCGGACGACAGCGAUAAGGAAGUGGAUCUGAAGGGUAUCAUGAUGACGAAUCGCGUAAACAAAAAAACUAAAAAACGUAAGAGACAGUUGGAUGCAGCAAAGAAACUGUACAAUCAAGCUCAGAAGAAGAAGACUAAAGCAGUCAGCUUCAAUUUCUCGGCUUUGCACUUAGUCCAUAAUCCGCAGGGUUUGGCUGAAAAUUUGUUUAAACAAUUACAAAACGGAAAUGAACGAUUUGAGGUGAAAUUAAUGCACUUGGAUAUGAUUUCUCGUUUGAUUGGAAUACAUGAAUUGUUCUUAUUCUCUUUCUACCCAUAUAUUACAAGAUUCAUCCAACCUCACCAACGACAAGUGACGAGGAUUUUACAAUUCGCUGCACAAUCAUCCCAUGAACUUGUGCCGCCAGAAUUGAUUGAACCUGUUAUCAAAACCUUAGUGAACAACUUUGUAACCGAACGCAACUCGAGUGAUGUCAUGGCAAUUGGAUUGAAUGCCGCUCGUGAGAUCUGUAUUCGAUGUCCAUUAGCAAUGAACGAAGAUCUGCUUCGUGAUCUCACGAUGUAUAAAAACUACAAAGAAAAGUCGGUCAUGAUGGCAGCCAAGUCUCUUAUCUUGCUCUAUCGAGAGCAGAUUCCUACGCUUUUAGCUAAAAAAGAUCGAGGACGCCCCACAGAGGCAAGCGUCGAAAUAAAACCUAAGAAGUACGGCGAAGUCCAAGCGUUGGAUUACAUUCCGGGAACAGAAGCAUUGUUGAACACAUCUCCUGCUGUUGAGAUAGAUAAUGAUGAAGAAGUCAAUAAUUCGUCAGAUUCCGAUUGGGUUGAUGUUGAAAGCGAUGAAGAGCUUCCUGAGCCUAAAAAAGGGAUAACAAUGAUAAAACAAUCACCUGAAGAUGAUAACUCUGAUGAUGAUGGUGAUAGCGAAAGCGAAGGUGAGUGGGAAACAGACUCGGAUGCUGGCAGCGACUCCAGCGAUGACGAAGAAGAAGAGGCACCAAAACAGAAAAAGGUGAAAACAUCCAAUGAAGAUAGAAGUAAUAAUAAACAAAAAGGUUCGAAAAAACAAAACACGGAAUCUGAGGUGAAACACAACGAGAGAAAACAAACUGAACAAAAUGUAACUACGUUGACUUCUAAAGAAGCGGUUCAAGAGCUGGCUCUUACUAAAAUAUUUACCGACGCAGAUUUUCAACGCAUAGAACAAGAGCAGAUCAAGAAAAAGAUGACCCAUAACAGUAAGAAACGCCAACUCGAGAAAGAGAAAAGUGAGUUCGUUAAGCUGGAUGAUAUCGAAAUGAUUUACAAGAAGAGAAAAACGGAUAAGGAGGCACGUCUUGAGAGUAUGAAGAAAGGCCGUGAGGGUCGGGACAAGUUUGGCUAUAAAGACAACCGCCAUGAUCCUUUUUGUUCGAAAACAAAUUCCGAGAAGCGUAAAAACAAAAACUUUAAUAUGAUUCGCCAUAAAGCUCGCGGAAAGGUGAAGAAAUCUUUCCGUGAGAAACAAAUAGCGCUGAGAAAACAUCUGAUGCAUAUGCAAAAAAUGAAGUAGCCUUCCUUUCUUGUUGGCCUUUUAAUGAAAUAGCCGAAUUACGAUUAGAAACAGCGGAACAGGUUCGCGAAUAAUAUUUCAUUCGAUGUGUAAAAUUUGAAGCAAUAAACAAUAGGGAAAUUAA